GAUAUUCAUGAAAAAUACAGUUCAUUCAUGUUAUUGUGAAAAAUUUCGUAGAUAAAAAUAUUUUUUAGGCAGAAGCAUAAAUAUAUUAAAGUCUGACGGACAUUAUGAAUAGUUAUUGGAUGAAAAUAGUGAAAUUAAAUUAAACAUGGUUUUUGUAAAGGAUGUUUGUGGGAUAAUAUGUCUUAUUUUUACAUAUCUUGCACUGUUUUAUGCUGACUAUGUAGUUACACGAUGGAUAAUUAUGACAGUUUUCACCAACUCGCUUUGGGGACCUUUCAACGUAUUCUUAUUUAACACAAUCAUUUUUUUACUUGUGAUUGCGCAUUUGAAAGCAGUUUUUCUAGAUCCAGGAACUGUUCCACUCUCCUCAAAUCGUCUAGACUUUUCUGACCUUCAUUCGCAUCCAAAAGAAUUAGAAAAGGAUGAAUGGACUGUAUGCACAAGGUGCGAGACAUUUCGCCCUCCAAGAGCACAUCAUUGUAGGAUCUGUAAGCGCUGCAUAAAAAAACUGGACCAUCAUUGUCCUUGGAUAAACAACUGUGUGGGGGAAAGGAAUCAAAAAUAUUUUCUACAAUUCUUAGUAUAUGUCGGGGUGCUUGCAAUUUACUCAAUAAUUCUAAUAGUAAUUACAUGGAUGUCUGAAGUUGAUAAUAAUAUUGAUCAAGAAGAAAUUCAAAAGAGAAUGCUCCAUAGCAUAAUUUUAUUACUCGAAAGUGGACUUUUUGGAUUAUUUGUAAUUGCCAUAAUGGUUGAUCAGCUACAUGCCAUUUUAUAUGACGAGACGCCUAUUGAACAAUUGCAAAUGAGAGGGAGUUAUCGACCGCAUAGACCAAAAAUGUAUUUGAUGGGAGAAGUUUGUGGACAUAGAACACCAUUUAUUUGCUGGCUUUUACCAUGCAGUUUAACAAAUCGAAAAUAUGAAUAUGAAUCGACAAGCUUUCUUAAUCAUGACGUUUAAAUUAUUAUUUAAAAAAAAUAAAACUACUAAUAACUGCUUUUGUAUUGUGAUGAUUAGGUCAUUAAAGAAUUGUGAGAAAUUUAAUAAUUGUAAGAAUGUCAUCGUCUCACUUAGGAACAUUUAUAAACCCUUAAGUUAUACACCUUCAUUCUACAUUGAUGUAUUUCAUAUAAAUAGCCCAAAACUCACUCCAAGAAGGCAUUUUUACACACAAAAGAAAAAUAAAGUAGAAGCAAACUCAUUGCAUAUUUAUCUGUCGAAUGAAACAGACUUAACACUGCAAAUAAACUAGCUAAUUGGAAAACUCAUGUACAUAGAACAGCUCGGUUCUUGAGUCUAUUCGAGCGAGCUCCUUUAUUUUUAAAAAUUAAUAAAAAACUUUUUGAUUUGUACAUGAUGACAUUUUAGCAUCUUCUGCAUGACAUCAUAGUAUUAAUUUCAGAUAUUAUGUUUCGUAUCCUAUCAAUUAUCUCUUUUAAUUGUUGGUUCUUCUCACGCAAUACUUCAUUCAAUUCCCGAUUUUCAGUCAAUGCCUUCUCAUAUUCUUCAGCAUUUGACAUUGGUUCAAUUGUGUUUGUUGUAUCUCCUAUAUACGGUAUAAGAUUUUCAAUCUCUAUAUACUCUUCAGAAUUCUCUGACUUUUCAUAUAAUAAUCUUAGUCUCUUAAAAAGUAAACGAAUGGUUCGAAAUUGAUCCUGCAUUUUUUGUUUUUUAUCAUCGGCCGAGUUUUGAGUUCCAUUUGGUGGUUGUAAAUUUUUCAAAGUACUGAAUAUGUCUUGAAAUCUCGAUAGGAUAUCCUGUACAGUUUCUUGUCC
Messenger RNA from Chironomus riparius, 1773 nucleotides. Lineage: Eukaryota; Metazoa; Arthropoda; Insecta; Diptera; Chironomidae. The record is from the annotation of a GenBank genome assembly.